UAAAGCAUUCUAGAACAUUUUUCUUUGCGUGACAAAAUUCAUUUUCUAGAUCAUUCGAGAGCAUUUUUCUCUUCCGCGACGGACUGAGAACUAUCAAGUGUGUGUGUGGCGGACUUGGAAACAUCUAUACGGAAUGGGUCGAUCGGCGAAACUUUUCCUGGCGCCAUGGUGUCUGGGGGUCGUGCUGGUGUCGGUGGUCAGAUCUGAAUCCACCAGAACCAUCUGUCAUGUAGACAUUUGUGCCGGUGACGAGUUCUGUGACGAUGGAGCACGGCAAUGCCGACCGUGUGACAACAUCCGGGGUGACUGCUUGAAGGACUCACUUCCGGUUGACUGCCGAGCAUGGUGUAUAGGCUUUUUGGCUAGUGAAAAAGUUGACCAAGUCUUGCAGAGCAAAAGAGUCGAAGAUUGUCCAGACCCCGGACCGCUUAUAAACGGAAAUUAUACGCAUGUUCCUAAUUUUCGUCACGAAACUACCGUUACGUUUACGUGCGAUGAGGGACACCGGCUUUUCGGCGCCAACACUUCAACAUGCGUGGACUUCAAGACAUGGUCCGCCCCUUUGCCCGUGUGUGAAGUUACAGAUUGUCCAGACCUCGGUCCGCUUUACCAUGGGACCUACACACAUGCUUCUAAGUAUCGUCACGGAACUACCGUUACGUUUACGUGUGAUGUGGGAUACCGGCGUAUCGGCCCCAGCACGUCAACGUGCGGUGACUUCAAGACAUGGUCCAACUCUUUGCCCGUUUGUGAAGCUACAGAUUGUCCAGACCUCGGCCCGCUUGAACAUGGAAACUACACAUAUGCUUCUAAUUAUCGUCACGGAACCACCGUUACGUUUACGUGUGAUGAGGGAUACCGGCUUUUCGGCGCGAACACGUCAACAUGCGGGGACUUCAAGUCAUGGUCCGCCCCUUUGCCCGUGUGUGAAGCUACAGAUUGUCCAGACCUCGGCCCGCUUGAACAUGGAAAUUAUACACAUGCUUCCAGUUAUCCUCACGGAACUACCGUUACGUAUACGUGUGAUGUGGGAUACCGGCGUAUCGGCCUCAGCACGUCAACGUGCGGUGACUUCAAGACAUGGUCCGCCCCUUUGCCCGUGUGUGAAGCUACAGAUUGUCCAGACCUCGGCCCGCUUGAACAUGGAAACUACACAUAUGCUUCUAAUUAUCGUCACGGAACUACCGUUACGUUUACGUGUGAUGUGGGAUACCGGCUUUUCGGCGCGAACACGUCAACAUGCGGGGACUUCAAGUCAUGGUCCGCCCCUUUGCCCGUAUGUGAAGCUACAGAUUGUCCAGACCUCGGCCCGCUUGAACAUGGAAAUUAUACACAUGCUUCCAGUUAUCCUCACGGAACUACCGUUACGUAUACGUGUGAUGUGGGAUACCGGCGUAUCGGCCCCAGCACGUCAACGUGCGGUGACUUCAAAACAUGGUUAUCUCCUAUGCCAGAGUGUGAAGAGUCAGAUGUGAACCUAGUCAUCCCCUGGGAGAUUGCCACCUUAGUACUGGCGGUUGUUGUUGUAAUUCAGCAGGCCUUCAUCUGGUACAGGAGGCUCCGUCCGCGCAGGCGACAGAAGGAUGAGGAUGACGAAGAAAGUGGCCCCGGAGGUUCCGCAAACUCUCAACAAACAAAGAUGUAUAUCGGACGUGAAACUCCCAACUUGGAUUCGAGUAGAGAGUCUGGCAUUGACACCGCAAACGACAAUGAUAGCGGGGACGUUAGCGGAGACGAUACUGCCGUGAAGCGUGUAAGCGGAACCGGAACGGUCCCGAGUAAGGAGCGUAAUUAUUCAAAAGAAAGGGCUUCUAGCAGCCACAACUACGGAGUUGAAGGGAAUGACGUCACUGCAGAGCGUGGCGCGGGUACCGGCAAUGGUUCUGAAAGCGCAGAAAACGAUGGACGCCAGCAUAACGAUGGAGGCCAGCAUAACGAUGGACGCCAGCAUAACGAUGGACAUUAUCAAGGCCCUCAAGACAACACAAGAAGAUCGGCAGGAGAAGGCCAAAGUGUCGUGAUUAAUCAUAUUUCAACUACAGUUAACUAUAAAUCAGGCAAUGGGAAUGCUUCUACUGUAGCAUAUAAAUCUAACAACCAGAGUAACAACGUAGAAAACAGCAACAACACCAAUAAUGAUAACGACAACAGUCAUUUUGUUGAUGCAUCUCGAUCAAACAGCAAACCGGAACCAGCUCCACAAGACGCAUGCAGCGGCACCGAACGGAAGUCCGGAGAAACCGGAAGUGUUGAUCUCACGCGCGCCGCUAAAACACAACUACCAGAAGAAGAAAACAAGUUCGGAAUUCCAGACUCGGAUCUGACGACGGAGUGUCGUCAACCGGAAGAGGAAGGUGGAGGGUAUGAGUUGAUCACAAAUUUAGAAGAGUCUUAUGACCUGAACCGCUCUUCCAGUCUGCUGAAUGUUCGGUUGAGCGACGCGAGUGGGGACCAUUCCGACCACGAGGGGCGCCCAUUGCUUUCACCAUCAUCUAUCAACGAUGGCUGAUAUGGGUGAACGCAUUUUGAUUGUUAACAAGAUUUUCAACGAAAAUCGGGUUAUAAGAAUGAGGAUGCCGUUGGGCAUCCGGAGCUCCUCGGCCAUCGAAAACAACCUCGGAGGUAUAUGGACGGUUUCAAUGUGAGAAAUCGGUACACUUUAAGUCUGCUGCAAGUAGAUAGCGUAGUAGUUAUGUCUAACCCAUUCAUUGUUUUUGCCCUGUCCGUCAGUCAGUCAGUCCGUCAGUUCGUCAGUCCGUCAGUCUGUACGCCACACUUCGUUUCCGCUCAAUAACUAAAGAACACUUGCACCAAGGAACUUUAUACCUGGUAUGCCAGUUGAUCUUGACUAGUAGAUCACCCCUAUUGAUUUUCAUGUCAGUAGGUCAAAGGUCAAGGUGAACUUGAGGUAAAAUAACGUUUCCGCUGAUUUACUAAACAACACUUUGGCCCAGGAACGUCAUACUUGGUUUGCUAGUUGGUCUUGAUUAUUAAAUGACCCUAUUGAUUUUGAGGUCAGUAGGUCAAGGUCAAAGUGGCCUUCAGGUAAAAAACAAUUUGUUGGUCACCAGUCUGUACGUCACACUUCUUUCCUCUCAAUAACUAAUGAAAGCUUGAACCCAGACACUUCAUAGUUGGACCCAGGAACUUCAUAUUUUGUAUGCGGUUUGGUCAUAACCAGUAUAAUAACCCCUAUGUUUGUUCGUCUCCAGUCCAAAAAAUACGAAUUUCAUGUCCAUCAUUGAGUAUUUCUCACCUACGACCAAACAAUGGGGGAGACCAGCGCUUUUUCAAAAAAGCAAUCUCUAGUUUUAUUUAGCAGUUAAAUUUAAUGACUUAACUCUUGGGAAUCUUGAUUAUGUUUGCAAUAAUACACUUCAUUGGCAAACAAUUUAAACUAAAAUCAACAAAUACAAGCUAAAAACUACAUUUAAUUAAUGAUAUAAUUCAAAAUUUUACGAACUAAUUCAACUGAUGUGCCGGCAUACAUCUGAGGUUGAUUUCAAUAAAAAUGGCCGAGGAGUUCCGAAAGUGUCGUUUGGGUUUGUCAAUCCGGUCGUCUGCUCAACACUUUAGUUCGGAUAAAAAAUGUUUUUAGUAUAAGUAACCUCGAACUUGAUCCCACAAUCAAAAAUGCAA
Molecule: messenger RNA, 3639 nt
Organism: Mya arenaria
Lineage: Eukaryota; Metazoa; Mollusca; Bivalvia; Myida; Myidae
Product: P-selectin-like
Exons: 12
Coding region: 134-2509 (791 amino acids)
Source: RefSeq, a predicted model, not a curated record